Messenger RNA from Gopherus evgoodei (Goodes thornscrub tortoise), 5708 nucleotides. It is a transcript of the gene PHOSPHO1, whose product is annotated as phosphoethanolamine/phosphocholine phosphatase 1. The coding region runs from base 3666 to 4472 and encodes 268 amino acids. The record is from RefSeq and is a predicted model, not a curated record. The transcript has 3 exons. Gene Ontology annotation, biological process: bone mineralization involved in bone maturation. Gene Ontology annotation, molecular function: phosphatase activity. Lineage: Eukaryota; Metazoa; Chordata; Testudines; Testudinidae.
CACUGCACUGUAUAAAUAGUUCUGGCGAGAGUGUUACCCAAGGCUCCAUGCUUGGCACAGCCACGAAGCAGAAAGUUCUUGAGGGAAAGUUGACAAUAGUUGCUAAAAGUUUUGAAAACCCACAAAUUCUUUAACAUCAAUCCCAGCCUGCCUUCGGGAGGAGCCCAAAGUUGUUGUCCAGCAAAACUGGGGACAAUGUGGUAUAAUGGCUUGUGUACAGGAUCAGGAGGUCUGGAGACCUGGCUUCUGUCCCCAGCUUUGCCACUGACAUUUGCUUGUCCUUAGACAAGUUACUUCAUCUCUCUGUGCCUCAGUUUCCUUACAGGGGUAAUACCCACUUGGGAGCCUUUUGAUAAAAUUUGCAGUGCCAGUGCAUAGCAGGGUCCUUAUGAAAUGCCAGCCUAAAAAACUAAGUAGUGUGCUGACUGUGAGUUCAGAGGCCUUCCUUUCCCUUCUGUUUUAACACUGACCACAGCAUUAUUGUGUGUGACCAAUAAGUGUGAGCAGCUGGUGCUUCAUAUGCCUGUUUGAUUCCAGCCAAGCCAACAUCUGGCUUCGAAAAGGCAGAGCUGGAGCGCAAGGAGGAAAACUAACCUUUGUUCAAGCCCUGAAUCUGCUGUGAAGGAAGAUGAUGGUUGUGGACAGCUCUGUGUGUGUGUGUCUCUCUCUGUGGUUAACCCCUAGCAAAUCCAAAACCAAUGACUCGUUUGCAUGCUUUGUACAUGUGGCAUUGCUGAUUCACCCACCGGACAUUACACAUGCUCAUUGCUUUACUAGAUGGGGUAACUCAGGACAGAGAAGAGAGAUUCCUGUUAAACACUUGUUUUGUCUCCUCUGGUCUCCCCUCCUGCUCACAGACUGAGCCAGCUUUUGACAUGGAUUUCACCAGAUGUGAUCUUAAUUCAUUGCUAAACUGGCUGAGUCAGUGGUUCUCCAACCUUCCAUAACGUGAACACCCUGUUCCAUACCAUUCUUCUCCCUCCCUGGCUAGCCAGGACCUAGCCCAUCUAGCAAUAUGAGAAUGGCAAGAUGUUCACAACGUCUGGGUUAAUAAUAAAAAUUCACACUUUUCAUUGGAAGAUUUCACAGAGGAGGAGGAGAAGUAUCAUACAGAUAGGGAGAUUGAGGCUCAAUGUCAUCCCGUAGGCCAGCAGCUAAGCCAAGAAGAGAAUCCAGGUUUCAGUCCAGUGCUCUAUCCAUUAGGAAAUACUGCCUCUAAUUUUAAGGGAUUAGAUUGUAUUCCUUUGCCUUCCCUCUUCCUGCCCAAAAAGACCCACACUGGGUUCUGUUAAUCACACUACAGAGGAUUUCUGAAAGGGGGCUGGACAGGGGCAGGGGACGGACAGACAUCCCCUUGGAGGGGAAAUUGAAUGUGUUACUGUUUACAAAAAGGACUGUAUGGCACCAAAUGUCCAAGUUAACUGCACAGGUACAACCUGCCUUCACCAUUUUCUACAGCAUUUUCAGGUGCUGCCAUCCCUUUCCCCUGCCCCAUAUUGUGUCUGUUCUGUUCCCUCGUGAUGCUAACCCUGCACCUUGACACAUCCUGCUAGGAAUACGUACUAUUAGUCUAGCUUCUCUGAUGAAGCUGUGGGGUGAGGGAGUGUGGGCUAUUGGCUCUCAGUUCUCGUCUGUAACCAAGACUUCUCCAGGAGAUUUGUUCUUGGGUCUGCCACUGCCUGCCUAUAUGGCCCUGGUCAAGUCACUUAGGCUGGGAUUUUGAAAGAUUCUUGCCUCUCUUAGGCAUCCAAUCUUCCUGAAACUCAAUGGAAUUUGGACACUUGACCCCUUUCGGCACUUCAAUGACUCACUUGCCCCCUGUAAAAAUGGUGGGGGGAGGGGUGACACUGCAGUGAGUAUCAAGGUUUAAUAACCCAGAGCACGGUUUUACCAUGAUGGACAUGAGGUUGAUAUGUGUAUUGUUACAUAUUUUUUGAUGGUGCAGCCUUCAUCAGAAGUAGCUAGAAUUUUCCCCAUUAUGGCCACAAAUUCCAAAAGUUGUUCCACUGAAAACAACACAUUUAAGGGAAAGAUAAAGUUGGAAGUCCAAGAGGAAAAUUUGACCUCCUGAGUAGCAACCACAUUUCCAAGAAUUCCUCUGUGGGCAAGCGGACAAUCGUGAUGUGUGAUCUCCUUGGGUCACACUGUUGCAGACCUCAGAACUAUUGACCUCAGAUGGGAUGAAGAAUAGAAUUUAACUGAAUCAACUGUUUUUUCACUUAUUGCUGAGCCAGGAUUUUUCUGCUGUGUAACAACACUUAACUCAAAGGAGGCAACUGUGUGCAUGGUGCUUUGAGAUCCUCUGGUGAAAGGCACCAAAGUGUGACUUAAAAAAACCCCUGCUUCUUCUUUAAUUUUUUUCUUGACUUUAAAUGUCCUUGUGUAAUCUGACAUGCUUAUCUUAAAGAAUCUGAGGGUCUGAUCUUACCCAUGUGAGUAAACAGAAAUAUUGGGCCCCUGCAGAGCUUUUCAAAAUGCAAGUUUGCUUCCCAUAUCUGUGUGGAUUGACCCAUUUUCCCUUAGGUGUAGCUUAACUAGUAAUGCUUUUCUAUGGAGACAUAUUAACAUCCCUCCUUUCAUUGUUGCUUUCACACUGAUAUUUUAAUGCCCGCAUAUGACUUAGACUGAAAUUAUUUCCCCACCAUUAAAUUCUUGGCCCUGGCUCUCCAGAGUCUCACCCUGACUAGAAUUUUGUGAGUGGAAAGCUGCUAUAAAAGAGUAUUGCCUAUACCUGCUGGAUAUGCAUAGAUGCUAUUUUAAAGGGACACUGUCAACUUAAUCAGAUGUAAACAAACAUUUCCUCACUUCUUCUAUCCACUAGUAGUAUUAAAUCAUUAUUAGGAACUAAAGAAUUUUUAAAAAUCCAAAGACUUUUUUCAUGUUUGUGCUGUUUACUUUUUGUAUUUCUCUCUACUUGGACAAUGAAAAUCAAUGAGGUCAGUUUCACUUUUGUUUAUAGUCCGUUUCAUUUUCAAAUUCUUAGUGCAGCAAUAUUUGGGUAUCAAACGGUGCGGGAAUGUUUGCCGUGUUUUCAAUGGAUAUCUUUUUAAAAGUGAAAAGACGACUUUGGUUUCUAGAUUCCAUGAAAGCUCAUUUUAACAAAAUUUCAAUGUAGUUGUCCAUGUCCCUUUAAACUUAAAAAAAAAUACCAUCCCUUGACGUGUUCAAAUAACUUGUGUUGUUUAUUCUAGUAGCAGCAAUUAGUUCAACACAAGGAUUCAGGGCAAAAACUCGUUCUAGUACAAUUUCUGGCCAAAAUAGUCUCUGAAACUGGAUUUAGAACAAAACAAACUUAAAAGAAAUGAUCUUGAGGCAAAAAAAAAAAAUUGUAUCAGGAUGCUGACAAAAUUUGAUUGAAGUCUCACUCCCCAUUAAAUCAGAAUACCUGAGCUACAAACUUCCCACUUCCCCCAGAAUAGUCCCUUGGCUAAACAGCUCUCUGAUUUCCCAGAAGCACUGACCACCCAUUUAUGUGUUUGACUCCAAUAGGAGCUGCAGGUGCUCAGCACAGCGGAAAAUCACCAGCAGGUUUGACUGUUUGUAGAGCUGGGUUUUUACAGUUACUGGCCACAAGGGGUCAGCAGAACCGAAGAAGAUGAUGUGACCAGCACAAAGGGAGCCUUAGACUGUAGCAGCAGCAGUGUUUGGCGAGUGAUGUCCUUAAAAUGAACGGGUGCUUCGAAGGUGUUGGGCUGCGAUGCCUUUUUAAGGGUGUCAGCAUGGCUGCCCCUAAGCCUCCAAAAUACCUCCUAGCCUUUGACUUUGAUGAGACGAUCAUCAACGAGAACAGUGAUGACUCGGUCAUCAGGGCUGCUCCGGGCCAGGCGCUUCCAGAGUACAUCCGCCAGACCUUCCGGGAUGGCUUCUAUAACGAGUACAUGCAGCGCAUCUUCGAGUACCUGGGAGACCAAGGGGUCAAGAUGCUGAACUACAAAACCAUCUAUGAGAACAUCCCACUGUCUCCUGGAAUGCCAGAGCUCUUCCAGUUCCUCUCCAAGAACCAAGACCAGUUUGAGAUCAUCCUCCUCUCUGACGCCAACAUGUUUGGCAUCGAGUGCACUUUGAGAGCCGCCGGCGUCUACUCCCUCUUCCGCAAAAUCUUUAGCAACCCCUCUGGGUUUGAUAAGAGGGGCUACCUCACCUUGGGGCCCUAUCACACUCACAAGUGCCCCCAGUGCCCCGCAAACAUGUGUAAACGCAAAAUCCUCACUGAGUACCUGACGGAGCGGGCCCAGGAGGGGGCAGAAUUUGAGAGCAUUUUCUACAUCGGGGACGGGGCUAAUGACUUCUGCCCUUCCGUGGCUUUGACUUCGACAGAUAUUGCUUUCCCGCGGAAGGGCUACCCCAUGCACCAGAUGACCCAGGAGAUGGAGAAAAAGCAACCCAAAGCCUUCCAGGCCACCGUAGUGCCCUGGGACUCAGCUGUAGAAGUUUGCUGCUAUCUGCAGGAGCUCCUCAAGAAGAAAUGCUGAAGACUGAUGGGUAGGAAGAGACUCCUGCUGCCCUUGAGGCAGCUUGGGGGCACUGCAGGAAAGUGAGAAGUUCAGGUGCAUCUCCAUACCCAGUGGCUGAUCUGACUCCAUUUCUAGCUUUGCAGAGUUGGACUCUUUGAACUUCUGGAUUUCUUCCCCCGCCCCCUACUUUUUUUCUUUUAAAAAGCACAUUCUCUGGGUCCCCUUUUCUCCCCCCUCCCCCCGAUCUUGAGACAAGGUCUUUUCUAUGCAGUUUGCACACCCGUUCAGGAGAGUGGGUGUUAGUCACAUAUGUUUAUUUUUACCUUCACCUUGAAUUCUUUUUUCAAGUGAUUCUUUUAUUUUUUUAAAGAAACAAAAACAAACUAGCUCUCAUGAGGCUGUGGAGCGUCCGUACUCCCGUUAGCCCCAAGGCAGGUCUCCGAAUCUGUGACUUGAUCACAGCAGCUGGGGUCCACCUACGUCAUCACCCCCUGCAUGACCCCUCUUCCUCCGCACCCCAUCAGGUGCCUUGAAAUUGGCCUCCUGAGAAUUCCUAACAGGGCUUGCCUCUGUCCAGGAGGCGGGUGGAAGCCUAAUCAGGGGCAGCUUCCAUUCAUAGAGCCACCCUUCCCAUAAACCCUUUUCCCAUAAACCCUUGCUACAUCAAGAAAACAUGGGGGUGGCAUCACAUUCAGGUGUGGGGUUAGGAGGACACUGUUGAUUUAAGUUUCCGUUACAAGUGAUUCACUGACGCACAUUUCUAAGCAAGCAAGAGUGAGAUUUUCCACAGGUACCAAUGGGACUUAGGCACAUCACUGUCCUUUGAAAAUCUCCUCUCCCCCAAGGCUCCAGUUCCCCAGCCCUGUCCCCUCUGAGCAGAUCACAGUGGGAAAGGGCCGUGGAAUAAUGAGAUGGAGGAGGCAGUGUGUGACAUGUAGCUAGAAAGCCCUGUCCCCCACCAAAAUGUAACUAGUUUGCAUUUAAAACACUCCACUGAAUCUGAAUUUCUGAGGCUUGUUUGCACAAGCACACUCAGGAAAGUAAAGUGGAACAAUUAAACUGCAUUAAAUCACUGCCUGGACACUCUCAUUCUGAACUGAAGUGGCCUUAAUUUGGUGUAUUUUAAUUCAAAAGUGAAUUAAACUGAAGUGAAGUAAGGCCACCUUAAUUCUGAAUCAGAGUGUCCACACAGGUUUUAUGCAGUCAGGGCCAGCUCCAGUGUUUUUGCUGCCCCAAGUGGUGAAGGGGAAGAAA